Molecule: messenger RNA, 1509 nt
Organism: Geodia barretti
Lineage: Eukaryota; Metazoa; Porifera; Demospongiae; Tetractinellida; Geodiidae
Source: the annotation of a GenBank genome assembly
CCAUUAGCACCUGGUACUGACACGACUGACCCACUCGUACCAGAUGAAGUGAGGGUUUCAACAACUCCAGUUGUCGUCCAGAUCAGAGCGAGUUCUCCAACUUUGGUACCGGAACCAGACUCUCCUCUGGAGACUGGGACUGAUGUACCUAGUCACCAUGGUGAUCAUCAGGACAAACAUCAUGUGAAGUUUUUCACCGGUGAUGGAGAGGAGGAAAAAGAGGAGGGGGAGAGGGGAGAUGACGUAAUUGCCGAAGAGAAGGGAGAAGGGGAAGGAGAUGUUGUUGGAGAGAAGGAGAAUAAAGCUCUUGAUUUUGUGGGUGGGUUACAUGAGGUCAAUGUGAAUGAGGUGGUGGUAGAGGGAGAAAGAGGAGGAGGAGGAGGGGAGAUUCAGGCUGGGAGCAUCAUGCAGAGUAUGGAGACCAUCACCGGAAUGAACUUUGACCUCCCCGAGGCCCCACUGCAGUCUCACUCCAGCACACCCACUUCCCCGCUGCUGCCCACUACCAUGGAAACGGUUGCCCUGGGAACCCAAGACGUAAUCGAGGAGGAGGUAAUGAUUGUCGGAGAGGAAAUGGGGGAGUCCCUCCAAUUGCCAGAAGAGCUGAGUGCAGUAGGAGGAACGCCGCUACAGUUGAACGAACCAGCCAGAACCGAAGAAGAAGAGGAAAUGAAUACCGUGGGUGGGCUUCAAUUGGAGAUGAAUGGGCUCAAGUCACAGGGCUCUGGAGGGGAUGGGGCGCAUCUCCUGGAUGUGAGGGAGGCUGGAGUUGGUCCUCCAUCCACCUCCCCUCUCUCUCCCCCUGCUGUAGAGGUGUCCUCCACUCCAUCUGCCAUACCCACUCACCUCUCCGACCCCCUCAUCUCCCUCCCUCUCCCUCCUCCCCAAUUCACAUCCUCACAUCUCCACGGAGACGGGGAAGAAGAGUCCCAAACUCUAGGCGGAGAAGGAGUGGGUGAUAUUGGUCCGGAGCCCAGGGUUCUCCCCCCUGUCCCAUCGCCCUACCCGGAGGAGGUGGCAGGAGUGAAGGAGGCUCUGUACACGGCCUGGGUCCCGAGUCCCUGGACUCUGGGGCUCCUGUCUCGCCAGACACCAGUGGACCAGUCUCACCUCACCUGCCCCGGGCUGGUGGCAGACAUCAAGAUGCACGAUCCAAUAGCAGAGUUGCUGGCAGCCCAUUUCCCCGCAGAGUCCCGCAAGACUCUGCCAUCAAUGGAGAGUGUUGCCAUGGACAUGGCCGGCCUCCGCAGACUCGUGAGAGAGGGAUGCUACCACGCAGCACUGGAGCUAACUGGGAGGUUCCUGUCGGCUCACGGUCAGGGUCUCGGUCAGGCCGGCCAGCCCAGUCUCCACACACACAAGACCCUACAGAUGUGGGGAGCGAGACUGGCUCUCCUGGUGGUGAUGCAGCAGUUCAGGGAGGCCGAGGUCGAGAUGGAGGCAUUUGGCGAACUGGUGAACCCUGACCUCUUCUACAUACCACACCACAACUACACCGACAAGACCGUC